Neohortaea acidophila is the source of this 3969-nucleotide messenger RNA. RefSeq lists its product as uncharacterized. Bases 47 to 3910 code for a protein of 1287 amino acids. Gene Ontology annotation, biological process: replication fork reversal; double-strand break repair via synthesis-dependent strand annealing; interstrand cross-link repair. NCBI's taxonomy places the organism in Eukaryota, Fungi, Ascomycota, Dothideomycetes, Mycosphaerellales, Teratosphaeriaceae. The transcript has a single exon. Gene Ontology annotation, molecular function: ATP binding; 3'-5' DNA helicase activity; four-way junction DNA binding. The record is from RefSeq and is a predicted model, not a curated record.
CACCAAUACUGCACUCCAUCAGCAUGCUGGACGGCGUGGCGAGAUCAUGUCUCACAGUGAAGAUGACUUCGGGCUAGAUGAUGAUGACACCGCCUUCUUUGACGUGGCGACAAACCUCGAAGCCUCUCCAAAUGACUCUUUCCACUCAUCACCAAGACCCUCCAAGCGGAGGAGGCUACAAUCUGUACACUCUCCAGCAGCACAUGACGAAGAAGCUGGCAACUCUCCGUCCGGAAACUCGGACAUCGCCUCCGACGAUCCCGAUUAUUACUUCCCAGGGGAACUGGGCGAAGAUGAAGCUUCCAAACGCAACUCCAAGUACAAAAUCCACAUUCCGCGGGUCGGCGGACACUUCAAGGAUCAGAUCUUCACUCAAACCCAGACGGGACUCGAUGACAGCCCCAGUCGCUUUCGCGGUGCGAUAUGGAAGAGACCGGCCAUGCCUCCACCCCCGCCACCUGCUUUCAAUCCGAGGAACGGUAACAGUGGCAAUGCACCUUCAUUCGUCAACGCCGCCUCACUGCCUGGGUGGAAGCAGACUACUCUGAAUGGCUUCACUGCUGCGGCUAGCAGACUGCGGUCGGAAGAUCUCUUGCUGAGUGAUGCCGCUUUGGCUGCUCGACUUCAAGCGGAGGAGAACUCCCGCACUGCUUUGCCCGGAAAUGCUAUCAAUGGACAUGCUUCGCUCCCCCAAAAUGGAAUGAUCGAUGUCGCAGAUGAACUGGCUGACCUGCCAUCCGACGCCUUCUCAUCAUCAUCCGUAGAGAACUCGCCGGACAAAGAGGUUGUCAUCAUCUCUUCCAGCCGGGUGAUAUCCCAGGCGCAAGCGCACGGCCUCCGAGCCCCGCAGCAAGGACUCAAGCAAAUGACGAUUUUCGGACAGCCGGCCACGCAAGACAUGUCGGCCUCGCAAGCGCUUAAGAAGAGAUACGCUUGGCCUUUGACAGCUCGCAAUGAACCUCCCACCCAUCACCAGCUCGACGAGAAGGCAAUGGAAACGUGGACCUACCCUACCAACCUCGGCACCAUUCGAGAUUACCAGUACAACAUCGUGGCCAGAAGUCUCUUUCACAACACUCUCGUUGCUCUUCCGACUGGCCUCGGAAAGACUUUCAUCGCCGCUACCGUCAUGCUGAACUACUAUCGCUGGACCAAAGAUGCCCAGAUUGUCUUUAUGGCGCCAACAAAGCCCUUGAUUGCCCAGCAGCUCGACGCGUGCUACAGUAUUGUCGGCAUCCCACGCCGCGACACGGUGCUCAUGACUGGCGAGACGACACCGACGCUGCGUGCGGAGGAAUGGCUGGAACGGCGGGUAUUCUUCAUGACACCGCAAACCGUCAUCAACGACUUGAAGACCGGCAUCGCCGAUCCAAAGAAGCUGGUGCUGAUUGUGGUCGAUGAGGCGCACAAGGCGACCGGUGGCUACGCUUACACCGAAGUGGUCAAAUUCGUGCGAAGAUUCAACAACAGCUUCCGCGUGCUUGCCUUGACCGCCACUCCCGGCUCAACGGUUGAAGCCGUCCAGGCCGUCAUCGAGAAUCUCGGCAUUGCGAGGGUCGAGUUGCGAACGGAAUCCUCUCUUGACAUCAGGGAGUACACGCACGAAAAGCAAACGGAAACGCAAGUGUUUGACUUCAACGACGAGCAAGAAUUGAUCAUGGGACUCAUGGCGAAGGCCAUUCGACCUAUGCUGGAGAAGCUCUGCUCGCAGAAUGCAUACUGGUCUCGCGACCCAAUGCAGCUCUCCGCAUUCGGUCUGACGACUGCGCGACAGAAAUGGCAGAGUUCUGAUGCCGGGAGAAAGGCGCCGAUGCCGAUCAAGGGAAUGGUCAAUGCCGUCUUCACGAUCCUUGCCCAACUGGCGCAUAGCAUUUCGUUGCUGAAGUUCCACGGCAUCGUCCCGUUCUACUCUGGUUGCUUGGAGUUUCACAAGGGCGUGGAGUCUGCAAAGGCCAAGGGCAAGAAUGCCACUCAGAUUGUGGAGUCGGCGGAUUUCGUGAAGAUGAUGAGUACCAUUCGGGCGUGGAGGAGCAAUCCCGACUUCAUCGGCCAUCCAAAACUGGAGUAUCUGCGCGAGGUGGUGCUCAACCACUUUCUCGAUGCAGGAGAGGGCGUGCAAGGAUCUGAUGUUCCUCCAUCGGCCACGAGAGUCAUGGUAUUCGCGUCAUACCGAGACAGCACCGAAGAAAUCUGCCGAGUCUUGAAGAGAAGCGAGCCCAUGAUUCGACCGCAUGUCUUUGUCGGACAGGCUGCGUCCAAAGGCUCCGAAGGCAUGGACCAGAAGACGCAGAAUGCCGUCAUUCAGGAUUUCAAGUCCGGAAAGUACAACACGCUCGUUGCUACCUCGAUUGGCGAGGAGGGGUUGGACAUCGGCACUGUGGACCUGAUCGUAUGCUACGACGCAUCAUCCAGUCCUAUCCGCAUGCUGCAGCGGAUCGGGAGAACAGGAAGAAAACGGAUUGGCAAGGUGGUGCUGUUGCUAAUGAAAGAAAAGGAAGAAAGAGACUACGCCAAGGCGCAAGACAAUUACGCCUACAUCCAGAAGACCAUUGCGGAUCCGGAGAAGUACAAUUACCAGGACGAUCUCAGUCCUAGAAUCUUGCCCAAGCAUGUGCAACCAGUGGUGGAUAAGAGAAUCAUCGAAAUCCCUGUCGAGAACAGUCAACCUAUCGAUUUGAAUGAGAGGGGCAGGAAAGCCAAGGGACGAGCGAAGGCGAAGCGACCGCCUAAGAACUUUCACAUGCCAGAUGGUGUGCGGACGGGAUUUGUCAAGGCAUCGAAGAUUGAUUCGGAUGGUGACGACGAUAGCGCAGGCGAGUCGACAUCCAGGAGACAGCGCACAGGCAAGCGGAAAAGCAGUGCGACAAAAUUUAAGCCGCGAGCACCAUCCCCUGAACCGGAACCGGUGCAAUUGCCAUUUCUGGGCGAUGUGUUACUGUCGACCACCCAGCAAAAGGAGCUGGAGCGCACGUAUGCGCAUACUGCCAACGUGGAGGCUGAUGUUGUCAUCCGCGCCCCCAACCCGGCACGCUUCCCCGACUCGAUGAAGACAUUGGGGGAGACGAAGUACAUGCGGCAUGGACGAGCUACUCACACUGUUGUGCGCGCUCUGAGAGCUAUGCGGGACAUCAAUGGCGAACGAGUCGAGCGGAUGAGGAGCUUGCUAGCACCCGAGCUUCUGCACAGUGCUGGAGACGCCAGAGUGCGACUUGUCGAGCCUGCUGAUGCUGUGUCUGAGACCGACGACGAUCUCCCUGCGAAUCCCACCAUUGUACCAGCUCCAAAGAAGCCGGCAAAGGCAGCGGCGAAGCGCCAACAGCAGAAGCCACGUGCCGCUUCCAUCCACUCAGUCCAGUCCAGCGAAACCGAAGGCCCAGCACCAACACGAGCGCAGCCGGCAAAACGGCCACGCGGACGCCCCAAGAAGAAACAGCCCAUUCGACGUACCCACUCGUACGGCUCCGCGGCCGGGGAAGGCGACGAGUCGAGCCCAGAGCCGACGCCGGCUGAUAUGCGCAUCGGCACACAGGGCAUCGACCUCGGGUCUCGCGAUACAAGUGGAGAAGAUGAGGAAGAAGAGCUCGAUAGCGAUCUGGCGGAGUUUGUCGUUAGAAGCGACCAGCCUAUCGAGAUGGCUAGCUCUUCGCAGCAGUUUCCGGACGAUUCGCAGUCUUCGAAGCCGGUGGCUGCAACGAGGGGUGGUUUCAAAAGUGCUGCUUCGGCACGUCGUGGACAGAUUGCACUUGAAGCCAUGAGUGAGUCUGAUGCCGAGGCAGAUCCGGGACUUGCGGCGUUGGAAGAGGGAGUGGCGGAUGGCACAUCCGAUGUGGAAGAAGUCGCGGCUCCGGCCCCGAGAGUGCUGAUGAACAGGAGGAGGAAGAUUGUGGACGACAGCGACGAUGAAGAGUGAGUGACGCAUCGCUACAUACUGCCUAACGACGCCUCUCUUAUCUAGCAUCCGACUACAUC